Molecule: messenger RNA, 2297 nt
Organism: Uloborus diversus
Lineage: Eukaryota; Metazoa; Arthropoda; Arachnida; Araneae; Uloboridae
Product: dnaJ homolog subfamily A member 2-like
Exons: 10
Coding region: 93-1316 (407 amino acids)
Biological process (GO): protein refolding; response to heat
Cellular component (GO): cytoplasm; cytosol
Molecular function (GO): ATP binding; Hsp70 protein binding
Source: RefSeq, a predicted model, not a curated record
UCUUUCCUUUAAGCUAGCACAGCAAGCAUUUUUGCUGGUACAUUCCAGAUAUUUGAAAACAUUUUAAAAAACUCUGCAAAAUACUUUACUAAAUGGCCGAUACCAAGCUAUAUGAUUUAUUAGGGGUUUCCAGACAUGCCUCCGAUGCUGAAAUUAAAAAGUCAUAUCGAAAACUAGCCAAGGAAUACCAUCCAGACAAAAAUCCAACUGAAGGAGAAAGGUUUAAGGAAAUAUCUUUUGCUUAUGAAGUAUUAUCCGAUCCCAAGAAAAGAGAGAUCUAUGAUCGUUCAGGAAUCAAAGGCAUUCAAGGAGGCGCUGAUGCUGGCUUUGCUGCAGAUGACCUCUUUUCACAGCUCUUUGGGGGAGGCCUGUUUGGAAUGGGUAUGGGAAUGGGUGGCAGCAGAAGGCGGAAAAGAGGAGAAGAUACCAUUUACCCUCUAAAAGUUACUCUUGAAGAUUUAUAUAAUGGCAAGACAUCCAAAUUGAACCUUAACAAAACAGUCAUAUGCAAAACCUGUGAUGGAUUAGGUGGCAGACCUGGUGCCGUGAACAAAUGUACUGUUUGCCAAGGUCGUGGAAUAAAGGUAUCUUACCGCCAGUUGGGUCCAGGCAUGGUGCAGCAUGUUCAAACUGCUUGUCCCGAGUGUAAUGGAGAAGGAGAAGUUCUUAAUGAACGAGAUCGAUGUAAGGUAUGCAAAGGUAAGAAGAUAGUCCAUGAAACAAAACGAUUAGAAGUUCAUGUUGACAAAGGCAUGCAAGAUGGGCAAAAGAUUUUCUUCAGAGGAGAUGGCAAUCAGCAGCCUGGUGUGGAACCUGGUGAUGUCAUCAUCGUGCUUCAGCAGCUCCCCCAUGAGAAGUUCGUCAGAGACGGCCAUGACCUCCUGAUGCCUCACACCUUGACCCUAACUGAAUCUUUGUGUGGAUUUUCUAUGGUUAUCAAACAUCUGGAUGGUAGAGACCUUGUCAUUAAACAUGGCCCGGGAGAUGUCAUUGAACCAGGUUCUGUAAAAGGUGUGGUUUGUGAAGGUAUGCCAAUCUACAAAAAUCCCUUUGAGCGAGGAAAUUUAUAUGUCAAGUUCAGUGUCACAUUUCCAGAAAACCACUUUGCUGAUGCAGAAACAAUUAAGGCAUUGGAAUUACUGCUGCCUGACCGACCUCCUUUCGAAAUGCCCACUGGGGAGAAUGUAGAAGAGGCGGAUCUCCACGAUUAUGAUCCCGAUGCUCACAGGGGGGCCAGCAGCAGUCGCUCAGAAGCCUACGAUUCAGAGGACGAAGACAGACACCGUGGGCCUGGAGUGCAAUGUGCGCAUCAAUAGAAAUUCGCACUCAUACCUUAGAACUUGAAAAAAUUUAAUGAAAUUGAGUUUUUUAGGCUCUGCCCUAACGAAGUAAAUGCUGGGGUGAUUCUGUUUCAAAAUUUUCUAAAAUUAUUUGUUAUGUAGGCUCUAAAAGAAAAACAGCCAUUAAUACCAACGAUUAAAAUAAUAAAAGUUUUUUAAAAUUACAGCAAAAUACUCAUUGCAAAUAUGAGCUGUUCAGAGCUUAAGUGGAUCAAAUCAAAAACUUUCUGAAUUAAAACUAAAUUGAAAUGAAUAUUUAGAAUUUCCUUUCUUGACUUUUCCAAUAAUUACCCGUAUUUAUGCUGGUUUUUAUACUACAACAGUAAAGAAAAAGUAUUGUCAAAAUCACUAAAUCUUGAUAUUUUGAGAACUAGAAUUUUUGAACUUGAUCCACUUUAGCUCUGAGCACCUCUUAUACUUAUGUUGUGUCAAAAGACGCUGUGAAUUAGUGGAAAUUUUCAACCGAAUCACCCCUGAGUAAAUGGAAUGCUACUCUCCUUAUUUAUAUUAUUUUUCUUUCAAAUCGGCGCGCAGUCGGAAACAUUUGUAUGAUAGUCUUCUGAAUCUAUAUAUAUGUUGCAAAACUUUGUGGGAUAUGUUCUGUAUUAUUGGAAAGUUAGUAGUUAGGAAAAGUGAGUGUUGCUGUACGAUAUAUGAAAGUAGUUUCUGUACAGUUUGAAUCGCAAUGUUUUCUUAAUACUCAUUAAAAGCACUUCAUAUAUUUAAACUGUCUUUUCUGUUUCAUUUGUUAAAACUGCAGUCUUAUUGUUGCAAGUAGCAUAUUUAUCCGAUUCAUUGUAUUUUGUUGGAAACUUUUUCAUGUGAAAUGGACAAAAAUAUUUAUAUAAUGGAUGUGUAUUUUAAAAAAAUUGUAAAAAGAGAAUUCAAAGAAUCAUUUUUGGAUGGUAUUACCUUUUAAGUCUUGUGUUUUUAAAUUAAAAAAUGAAUUGUAAUUGA